Engraulis encrasicolus (European anchovy) is the source of this 3447-nucleotide messenger RNA. RefSeq names its product nuclear GTPase SLIP-GC-like. The record is from RefSeq and is a predicted model, not a curated record. Lineage: Eukaryota; Metazoa; Chordata; Actinopteri; Clupeiformes; Engraulidae. The transcript has 18 exons. Gene Ontology annotation, molecular function: GTPase activity; GTP binding. The coding region runs from base 268 to 3072 and encodes 934 amino acids.
CCUAUUUGCAAAACUUCCUGGUUUUGCACUGUACUUUCUGUCUGGUACUACGAUUUUUAAACUCCACCUUUUACUUGCGCCUUCCACCAAACAACAGAUGGCAGGAAACGGCAACCACGCCCAACGCGUCAAGACGGAAUGUUCUUUACGCUCAUAUUUUACCUUUGAGCAUCAAGGAAGCAAUUCAUGUCAAUCAAUCUUAUCCAAGACAGUUGAUGGCUGAACUCCGGUUUAAUUAAGAUGUCUUCUGUAGGAAUAUUCUAGACAAUGCGAGUUGAAAUGGAAAGCAAAGCACGCCAGACUCGACGGACCAUGAAUGCACCACCAAAAUUGAGGAUUGUAUUGCUGGGGGACAAUAAGCUGGACAAUGCUCAAAUGGGAAACCUCAUUCUUGGGAGAGAUGCUUUGCAAACGGAAGGUCUUGAAGACUCUCUGGAAGAAGCCAGUGAGCGAGUCAGAGGUCAGGUUGGUGACCGAGUCGUCACCAUCAUCAACCCUCCUGACCUGUUUCAUUCAAAUGACAUACAGCUCACAGCUAGAGCAAAAGAGUGCAUGGACCUGUCUGCUCCGGGGCCUCAUGCCUUCGUCCUUGUGCUGCAGCCAGAGAACUUCUUAGAGGAAAACAGAGACCAGGUGGAAUCCAUACUGCGUGAGCUUAACAAGGAUGCCCUGAAGUACACCAUUCUGCUUCCCACUGUCCGAAGUGCACAAUGCAACCCUGAUUUUUUCCUUGCUGAAAGAGAUGAUUCUUUUGGUCAGAUGUUAAGAGAUUGUGAGAUGAGACUUUACACAUUUCACCAGAGUUCGGUGGUCAAUCUCUUUGAGAUUGUUGACCGUAUGAUAGAGAAAAAUGGGGGCUGUUAUCUGAGGACAGACGUUCCACCAGGGACCUUACUUCAGGCAGGAAUCAAACACAGCCAGAAAAGAAAGAGAGUAGAAGACGACGCAGAGAUCAUACAGCAAGGACAAGGAGUUAUGGUACAGGUUCAAAGUAAACUUCAGAAGAAACUCAAGGACCAUGGCAGCACAACACUUACUGACUAUAUUAGUGCCAGUAUCUCAGACUUGCAAAAGAUACCAACACAGAAAACUACCGUUGGAGUGUUUGGUCCAACAGGUUGUGGGAAAAGCUCCCUGCUAAAUGCCAUCCUGGGAGAGCCUGACCUGCUACCAACAGGGUCAGUGGAAGCCUGUACAUCAGUAAUCAUACAGGUGGAAGCCAAGACUGAGGAAAACGACUACAGAGCGACUAUUGAUUUCAUCUCAGAAGAGGAAUGGCGCAAAGAGCUGAAAAGCCUGCUUAGUUAUCUGGAAGAGCCCAAGGAGGAGAGGAAUGAAAACAUUUGCAAGAUGGCAGAAGGAAAGAUUAAAGCAUUGUGUGGCCAGAAUGCAAGUAGAAAAAGCUAUAAUGAGCUUCUGAGAUACAAUGAUUGUAAAAUUAUCAACCUUCUGAGAUCGGGUAACAAAUCUUUCUCAAAUUCUCAGGCCCGGGCUCUCUGUAAAGAAAUCAGACCCUACAUUAGGCAUUGUGAGGAUGACUUUGGGAAACUCUACUGGCCAAUUGUAAAAUCUGUAAACAUUGAAGUUCCCAGAAAUAAAGAACUUCCGGAGAACAUUGUGCUUGUUGACCUUCCUGGAAAUGGAGAUUACAAUCAGACAAGAGAUGAGAUGUGGAAAGAGAUGCUGAAGGAGUGUACAGCUGUGUGGAUAGUGAGUGAUAUCAAUCGGGCCGUAUCUGACAAAGCUGCCUGGGAGAUUCUCGACACCAAUAUGACAGACAUGGAGCAGGGAGGAGAAUGCAUCAGCAUUGCAUUCAUCUGCACUAAAAGUGAUAAAAUGGAGGCACAGUCUUAUAUGAGAUCAGAGGACCUGACAGAUGAAGAUCUCAAAGUCAGCAAUAAAUCUGAGAGAAUACGGGAGUGUAUUCUACACAGGAAUAACAAGGCCAAGGAUCGAGUGGGGAGAAAGGCAUGUGAGAAUUAUAACAUCCAACCAAGAGUGUUUACUGUGAGUUCACAUGAGUUUUUGUCAAAAGAAUAUCUGGAACAAAAAGACACAGAGAUACCAUGCCUGAGAGAGGGACUGAAGACCUUUUACGACAGUUACACCAGAAAGAUGGCCUCACAGUUUUUGUCAAGUGCCAUUGGGAUCCUGCACCUCUUUCAAGCCUCCCGAGAAAUGAAUGUAGAUAGGUCCAAACUGCGCACCGAGCUAUCAAAGAACCUGGAGGCUGAAUUGCUGUGUUUGAGAAUGGAUCGGUUAAGUCCAUGCCUGUAUCAGCUGGAGGAAUGCAUCUCAGAGGGAGUUCGGAAGGCAGCAGAAAAAUGUGUUGCCAUAGCACACCAUCAAGUGAAAAUACCUGAUGGAAAGAAUGGACGUGGUUUCCACCAGACUCUGUCAGCCUUGUGCAGGAACAAAGGCUAUAUCAGGUCAAAUGAUGGAGAAACAAGAGACGUUAACAAGGCUUUGGCUGCAGUUAUGCGAAACAGCAUCAAGGAGGAGUUCAACACCUUAUUCUUAAAUAAGGGGAAAACCGGGCAGUCUGUACAGGAGAAGAUCAAUGAAUUCAGCAUCUGCUCCAUCAACGUAAGAGAUGGCUACAGCAAGCCAGAAGCAAUGGAUCACAUUCUGCACUUUAUUGAAAAGGAGGAAACCAAGCUGAAGGAGAGGGCGCGUGGAUUAAUUUUGAAGACAAAGAAAGAUAUGUACGCAUCAAUCGAAAAUACCAUUAAAAAAGAGAUGAUUCCUGCCUAUGAAGAGGCUCAUGCAAAAAUUGGAACAAGGUCUAUGAUAACGAAGACAAAAGUGCUGCUGGAAUAUGUAGAGAAGAAAAAGGAAACUAUGUUCAACAAGGCAAAGACAGAGAUGUUGUCCUUGUUCAAACAAUUCAUGGACCAGAUAGAGUCAGAUUUCAGAAAUACACUGCAGAAAGCCAUGGCAAAUGCAUUAUCUGAAUCACUCUCCACUUUCAGCAUGGAUGUCAGCAGUGAAAUUAAGAAGAUGGAGGAAUUAUACUCUCAAUUGUCUGCAGCAGGGGACUCCAGACCUUGUGUAAGACUGAGGACAAUCUAAAUGAUGAUCCACUGAGUGUGGUACUAAAUGCAUUUGUCAUGGCGUACACUUGUUGCAGAUGUACAUGAGGGAUUGCAAAGCCAAACUUGUAUUGGUGUGGUGUGAAGGGCCAUGUAAUAGAUAUUUUACAUUUAUGGUUAUUUGUUUGGGUGAAUGUGAUGAUUUGCUGAAAAUUGAUUUUUAAGGGGAGGUGGUUAGUUAAUCUGCCUAAGUGGGGAAUCUUACUCUUAAAAUGCAUUUUACCUCUGUUGCUAUUUUAGGGGAAGUCAUGCCAGGUAGGGGCAUCGUGAUAACAGACAUACUGAAAACCAUGAUAAAUGUGCUUUUUUUACUUUGUUUUGCUAAAUAAAUGUUUGUUACACAUUUUUACUGUAG